GAGAGACCCAGCAGCACGCCCAGCACCAAGUCCGCCCUCGUCCUCAGCAUCCAACAUGGGCCGCGUUCGCACGAAGACCACCAAGAGGGCCUCCCGAGUGCUCAUCGAGAAGUACUACCCCCGGCUCACGCUUGACUUCCACACGAACAAGCGUAUCAUCGAUGAAGUUGCUGUCGUGCCCUCGAAGCGCCUCCGCAACAAGAUCGCUGGCUUCACGACGCAUUUGAUGAAGCGCAUCCAGAAGGGCCCCGUCCGCGGCAUCUCCUUCAAGCUCCAGGAGGAGGAGCGUGAGCGCAAGGACAACUACGUCCCCGAGGUCUCCGCCCUCGACACCUCCGUCAACGGCCUCGAGGUCGACCCUGACACCAAGGACCUCCUUCACGCCCUCAACUUCGACUCCGUCUCCGUCAACGUGGUCGUCCCCGUCAUUGCCGCCCCCGAGCGCGGCCCUCGGCGAGACCGCCGCAACGUCCCCGGUGCCGGGCGGUAAGGCUCGUCCACCCGUCCUCCACUGCAUACGCACGCAUAUCGAGGCGCCCGGCGUCGUCACGGGCGUCCGACAAAACCUCUCGCAGUGUACUCCAUGUCCGUCGUGUUAUGUCGUCUCUGUUUCUAUGCUUCUGCUGUAUGCUACCUCCAUUGCAACACGCAGCAUAUGGCCUCUGUGUAAAA
This is a messenger RNA of Rhodofomes roseus, 672 nucleotides long. RefSeq names its product 40S ribosomal protein S17. The transcript is spliced from 5 exons. Gene Ontology annotation, molecular function: structural constituent of ribosome. Gene Ontology annotation, biological process: translation. Bases 56 to 490 code for a protein of 144 amino acids. The record is from RefSeq and is a predicted model, not a curated record. NCBI's taxonomy places the organism in Eukaryota, Fungi, Basidiomycota, Agaricomycetes, Polyporales, Fomitopsidaceae. Gene Ontology annotation, cellular component: ribosome.